Messenger RNA from Bactrocera latifrons, 3873 nucleotides. It is a transcript of the gene Hem, whose product is annotated as membrane-associated protein Hem. Bases 261 to 3632 code for a protein of 1123 amino acids. The transcript is spliced from 3 exons. Gene Ontology annotation, biological process: cell projection assembly; cell morphogenesis; cortical actin cytoskeleton organization. Gene Ontology annotation, cellular component: SCAR complex. NCBI's taxonomy places the organism in Eukaryota, Metazoa, Arthropoda, Insecta, Diptera, Tephritidae. The record is from RefSeq and is a predicted model, not a curated record.
GAAGUGAUAGACGAAAGAAUUGGUUUUGCAGAAAAUUUUAAAAAUUUCCAAUUAAAAAAUGUUUAUAAUCUAAAUUAAUUAAGUACAAAGUGUUUCAAACAUUAUUCCAAAUCAUAGUCAAGUGAAAUUUACAUUUGAAAUACAUUCCAAUACUACAAAAGACGACCUCAGUAAGUGCAGUGUAGUGAAGUGUAGGUGCGGCGGUCGCGCUUAUUGAAUUGUUGCAAUAGCAAAUUGGAAAAGCAGAGCAGACCGCCACAAUGGCACGCCCAAUUUAUCCAAAUCAACAGAAAAUAGCUGAAAAGCUGGUGAUACUCAACGAUCGUGGUCUGGGUAUAUUAACGCGUAUUUAUAAUAUUAAAAAAGCAUGCGGCGAUACAAAAUCCAAGCCAGGUUUUCUAUCAGACAAAUCGCUUGAGUCAUCUAUUAAAUUUAUUGUAAAACGUUUCCCCAAUAUCGAUGUAAAGGGCUUAAAUGCAAUAGUGAAUAUAAAAGCGGAAAUUAUUAAAUCGCUUUCCCUAUAUUAUCACACUUUUGUUGAUUUGUUAGAUUUUAAAGACAAUGUCUGCGAAUUGCUCACCACAAUGGAUGCUUGCCAGAUACACUUGGAUAUUACACAAAAUUUUGAGUUGACAAAACAUUAUCUGGACUUAGUAGUUACAUAUGUUUCUUUAAUGAUAUUGCUGUCACGCGUUGAUGAUCGCAAAGCCGUUUUGGGCCUCUAUAAUGCAGCCUACGAACUGCAGAAUAAUCAAGCAGAUUCGGGUUUUCCACGUCUAGGACAAAUGAUAUUAGAUUAUGAAGUGCCGCUGAAACGGUUAUCGGAAGAGUUUAUACCGCAUCAGCGUUUGCUAACCAAUGCACUGCGUUCACUUAUCGCAAUUUAUCCGUUAAGAAAUUUGCCAGCUGAUAAGUGGCGUGAAAUGCAAAAACUCAGUUUAGUGGGUAAUCCAGCAAUAUUGCUAAAAGCUGUGCGUACCGACACAAUGUCCUGCGAAUAUGUUUCACUUGAAGCAAUGGAUCGUUGGAUAAUAUUUGGCCUGCUGCUGAAUCAUCAAAUGCUCGGACAGUAUCAGGAAGUAAAUAAAAUUUGGAUAUCUGCUUUAGAAUCGAGUUGGGUCAUUGCAUUGUUUCGUGAUGAAGUAUUGCAAAUACAUCAAUACAUACAGAGCACCUUUGACGGCAUCAAAGGUUAUAGCAAACGCAUUGGUGAAGUAAAGGAAGCAUAUGCUGUGGCAACACAGAAAGCAGCGCUAAUGCAUCGUGAACGGCGCAAGUUUUUGCGUACCGCCUUGAAAGAGCUGGCGCUUAUAAUGACUGAUCAGCCCGGCUUGUUGGGACCAAAAGCAAUUUUCAUAUUUAUUGGUUUAUGUUUAGCGCGUGAUGAAAUACUAUGGCUAUUGCGGCACAACGAUAAUCCGCCAGUGACGAAGAAUAAAGGUAAAUCCAAUGAGGACCUUGUUGAUCGUCAAUUGCCAGAACUACUCUUUCAUAUGGAGGAACUGCGCGCUCUGGUGCGCAAAUACAGUCAAGUUAUGCAACGCUAUUACGUGCAAUAUCUUUCCGGGUUCGACUCGAUCGAUCUCAACAUACGGAUGCAAAGUUUGCAAGUUUGUCCGGAGGAUGAAAGUGUCAUCUUGUCUUCGCUGUAUAACACCGCUUCAAGUUUGACUGUGAAACAAGUGGAGGACAAUGAAUUAUUUGAUUUUCGUGCUUUUCGGCUGGAUUGGUUUCGCUUGCAAACUUACAUGAGCGUCAGUAAAGCCGCGCUACGCAUAACGGAAAAUGUCGAAUUGGCACGUUUGCUAGACUCUAUGGUUUUCCACACACGCGUUGUGGAUAACUUAGACGAGAUACUCGUUGAGACCUCUGAUUUAAGUAUUUUCUGUUUCUACAAUAAAAUGUUUGACGAUCAAUUCCAUAUGUGUUUGGAAUUUCCGGCACAAAAUCGUUACAUUAUUGCAUUUCCCUUGAUUUGCAGUCACUUCCAGAAUUGUACGCAUGAAAUGUGCCCCGAAGAGCGUCAUCACAUACGCGAGCGUUCGCUUAGUGUAGUUAACAUCUUCUUGGAAGAGAUGGCCAAAGAAGCCAAGAAUAUUAUAACAACCAUAUGUGAUGAGCAAUGUACAAUGGCCGAUGCGCUGUUGCCGAAACACUGUGCCAAAAUACUCUCAGUGCAAUCAGCGCGGAAAAAGAAGGACAAAGCCAAAAAGCAAUUCGACGAUAUACGCAAACCGGGUGAUGAGUCGUAUCGCAAAACACGCGAAGACUUGACCACAAUGGACAAAUUGCAUAUGGCACUGACGGAGUUGUGCUUUGCCAUCAAUUACUGUCCGACGGUGAAUGUGUGGGAAUUUGCAUUUGCACCGCGCGAAUAUCUUUGUCAGAAUUUAGAGCAUCGUUUCUCGAGAGAUCUCGUCGGCAUGGUCAUGUUCAAUCAGGAGACUAUGGAAAUUGCAAAACCAUCGGAACUGCUAGCCACUGUGCGCGCAUACAUGAAUGUGCUACAGACCGUGGAGAAUUAUGUGCAUAUCGACAUAACGCGCGUAUUUAACAACUGUCUUUUGCAGCAAACGCAGAAUUUAGAUUCGCAUGGCGAGAAGACUAUAGCCGCAUUAUAUAAUACAUGGUACAGCGAGGUACUAGUGCGUCGUGUCUCCUCCGGCAAUAUUGUAUUCUCCAUGAAUCAGAAAGCAUUUGUGCCCAUAUCGCCGGAAGGUUGGGUGCCUUUUAACCCCCAAGAAUUCUCCGACCUCAACGAAUUGCGUUCAUUGGCCGAACUUGUCGGUCCCUAUGGCAUAAAAUCGCUGAAUGAAACACUCAUGUGGCACAUUUCCAAUCAAGUGCAAGAGCUCAAACAACAUGUUGCCUCCAACAAGGAUGUGCUCAUACUGUUACGCACAAGUUUCGAUAAACCCGAGGUAAUGAAAGAGCAAUUCAAACGUUUACACGAUGUCGAUAGCGUACUACAACGCAUGACACUCAUUGGUGUGAUACUUUGCUUCCGUAAUUUGGUACAUGAAGCGCUCGUCGAUGUGCUGGAGAAGCGUAUACCUUUCUUACUUAGUUCAGUGCGUGAUUUCCAAGAGCAUUUGCCAGGUGGCGAUCAAAUACGCGUCGCUUCCGAAAUGGCCUCGGCCGCUGGCUUGCCGUGUAAAGUCGAUCCGACGCUAACCAGCACUUUGAAAUCGAAAAAACCCGAUUUCGAUGAAGGCGAACAUUUAGUGUCAUGUUUGCUAAUGGUUUUCGUUGCUGUUUCUAUACCAAAAUUGGCACGCAACGAAACGUCAUUCUAUCGCGCCUCUAUCGAUGGGCAUUCGAAUAAUACACACUGCAUGGCAGUGGCGAUCAAUAAUAUAUUCGGCGCGCUAUUCACCAUUUGUGGUGAGAACGAUAUAGAGGAUCGCAUGAAAGAGUUCUUGGCAUUGGCGAGCUCAUCACUAUUGCGUUUGGGUCAGGAAUCGGACAAGGAGGCGACACGUAAUCGCGAAUCGGUGUAUUUGCUCUUGGAUGAGAUUGUUAAACAAUCGCCUUUCCUCACGAUGGACUUGCUGGAAUCUUGUUUCCCAUAUGUGCUCAUACGCAAUGCAUAUCAUGCGGUCUACAAGCAGGAACAAAUGUUGGGACUUUAAGGGUCAGAAAAGUGUAUCGAACGAAUAUAAGUAAGUUUAAAGAUUUGGCGUUAAUGUUGGAUUAGUAAUUUAAGCAGUUUAUAAUUGCACAAUACUUGCAAGUGACUUGAAAAGUAUUUACUCUAUGUCUUUUACUGUCCACUCUACAUUCUAUUUCUGCAUUUAUAUGUAAUUAUAAAAUACAUUAUAUAACAUAAUUAUAUAUAUAUGAAAAAAUAUAUGUUUAGCAGUAUAGACAUUA